Phytophthora infestans T30-4 is the source of this 474-nucleotide messenger RNA. RefSeq lists its product as uncharacterized. The transcript has a single exon. The record is from RefSeq and is a predicted model, not a curated record. NCBI's taxonomy places the organism in Eukaryota, Oomycota, Peronosporomycetes, Peronosporales, Peronosporaceae. Bases 1 to 474 code for a protein of 157 amino acids.
AUGACGACGGAGACACCCACGAUCAAAAGUCUGGCGGCCGUGCGCGUGCUUUCGCUGCGGUCUGUUCUCCCGAACUAUCGCGCGCAAGGAGAUCUCUGGGCGAAGAUCUUCGCGUUUGCCAAGACCCACAACGUCGUUGUAGCAGGGCCAACUUUUGCCAUCAACUACACCGAAGACGGCCGACAAACUGACGUGGAGGUGGAGGUUUGUCUCCCCACAGCGAAAGACGCCUACGUCCCGGAAGAAGCGCCUUUCAGCGUUCACGAGGUGUCGGCAGUGGAUCGAGGUGCCGUCAUGGUGUACGUCGGUCCGUGCGAGGGAUAUGUGUCUGCGUACGUGACGUUUUUCGGCUGGAUCCGCUCUGAGAAGCUCACGCCUGCUGGACCUUCACGAGAGGUCUAUGUGAAGAGACCGACUGGCAACGAAGAGGACGACCAGGGCAGCGUGACGGAAAUCCAACUACCUGUUGCCUGA